Morone saxatilis (striped sea-bass) is the source of this 1962-nucleotide messenger RNA. Its product is annotated as histone deacetylase 4-like. Gene Ontology annotation, biological process: chromatin organization. The transcript is spliced from 4 exons. Gene Ontology annotation, molecular function: histone deacetylase activity. Gene Ontology annotation, cellular component: histone deacetylase complex. The record is from RefSeq and is a predicted model, not a curated record. NCBI's taxonomy places the organism in Eukaryota, Metazoa, Chordata, Actinopteri, Moronidae. The coding region runs from base 1495 to 1962 and encodes 155 amino acids.
GAAGGGGAGGAGGGAGGUCUCCAAAGUCCCCAGGCAGAAUAAUGAAGGUAAAUGGAUCCCAGAUGGACUGUUUUUCCUCUUUUCUCUGUGUUGUCAAUGACGUGAGGAGAGUGACAAGCCUCUAAUGGGAACCAGACUCACACACUCUGGCUUUGAACUCCACCGACAUCGUCAAGCCGCAGAUUGAGCCUCUCUCCGCCUUGGGACAGUGCAGCUCUCCUCCUAACAACAAUAGCAUUAAGGAAAUCUUCAUCCGUUUGAAGUCCACAAACAACACAGAGUGGCUGUAAGAGCUGACGAAACAAUAUGACUUUGUCAGGCAGACCCGUCUUACUCGAGGCUGUGCAGCUUCUCCAACAGAGAAACAAUAGUCCCUUUGUCAGCUCUGUUUGAGCUGUUGAGUCUGGGAUCAGCCAAACCUUGGUUUCACUUGUCAUGUUAAUGACUUAUUUAGAUUUGAUAAUGUGUCAUCUCCAGGAGACAGCCCAGUUUGGAAAUGCCCAGUUUGAUUUGAAACGACUACAUUGCACUGUCUUCAUGAGCGAACUGAUUAAAUAAGUUAAAGUCUUUCUAUCAGUGACUUGUUAACCUUUGAAUCAACUGAGACGGGCUACGGCUGGUUGUGAAUGAACAAUAUCCUUGUUUUGACAGUGUCCUUCUGUUUGAUUCAUUUAAUAUGUGUACUUCCUCUUGCCACUUGUUAUUUUGUCUGCAGACUCAGGGUUGCUGUUUUAACACCUUGUGAGUUAUUAAAUGUGAAAAAGCUCUUCUCAGUGAUGUCAGUACAGCAAUGUUAACACUGUUACAGUAGGAAUCAUUGCUUUUUGUCAGUUGCUGCAAGUUGAUUGUUGACUGCAGAGUUUGUACACUUUUUAUAGCUUCUAAACAGUGAGUAGAACUAUGUGUUAAAACCCUCUGAGAUUAUAAAAAUCAACACUAUGCCAGUGAUUCUACCCGUCUGCACAAACUCUAGAGUCCGGAUUUCAUAAGUUGAUCAUUGAGACUUGUGUAGGAACUUCCUGUGACUAAAUGACCGUACUCUGUUAUUCAACUAUUGCCUUUUAUGUGACUCAGAAGAAAAAGUUCAGUUUCCUCUCCUUCUAUUCUCUGGGUUGAGCUAUAUAAUUAAGACUUAAAUGUGCACAUAAAAACACACAUGCAAUUUGAAUCGUUUGUUUUGUUUGUCUUUGCAUCCGUGUGUUUCUGACCUCUUUAAUUUGUUAUUAUAAAACAAUGAGUGCAUGUUACAGCCAGGAGAUCACACAAACCUGCAGUAGAACAGACACUACAUGGCAAAACACAGCAGACUUUUCAUUGGAAUCAAUGGGGAAAAGGAAACAUCAUACACACUACACUGACAUUAUCCUUUAAAGAGUGUUGACUUGUAUCAACCUCUAUUGGCAACCAGUAGGAACUGCAACAACACAGACAGCUCUUUCCAGUCCCUUGAAGUGACAGUGGCCCCUGUGAUUGUGUCCCCACAGGUCUGUGGUGAUGCCCAUUGCCCAGGAGUUCUCUCCGGACGUCGUUCUGGUGUCGGCUGGGUUUGAUGCCGCUGAGGGCAACCCUGCUCCUCUGGGAGGGUACAAGGUUUCCGCCAAAUGUUUCAGCUUUCUGACCCGCCAGCUGAUGUCUCUAGCAGGAGGUCGUCUGGUUUUGGCCCUUGAGGGGGGUCACGACCUUACAGCUAUCUGUGACGCAUCUGAAGCCUGUGUCAGUGCACUACUGGGCAUACAGGACCCACUGGCAGAAGAGGUUCUACUCCAGAAGCCCAACGCUAAUGCAGUCCGCUCCCUGCAGACUGUCAUACAGAUACAAAGUCAGUACUGGCAGAGUGUGAAGGCUUACAGUGGAUCAGUGGGUCUGUCCUACCUGGCUGCUCAGAGAAGAGACUGUGAGGAAACAGAUGCUGUCAAUGCUUUGGCCUCACUCUCUGUGGGAGUGCUUUCCAACAAGAGGUAG